AUGGGUUUCUCUAGUGCUCUAGGAUGGGACAAUGGUAUCGGAUUGUCCCCAAUUGGAGCCGAUAUUGCUAGUCCAAAACUUAUUGCACUUGUGGCCAAUGCUGGAGGCCUUGGUUUAUUGGUUAGCCCAGUUAAUAUGUAUGAUGCGACACUGAAGGCGAUAAGGGAUACUAAGAAGCUCACAAGUAAACCAUUUGGAGAUGGUACUUUGUUGGAAUUUGAUCAAACCAAUACUGUCAGGAAAAUUUUCGAAGAAAAACUCGCAUGCAUGCAAGUUUUCUGGGGAGGCUAUCCCAAAGAGAUGGUAGAUGAAGCACAUAAAAAUGGGGUCAAGAUCUUGCACCAGGUUGGUUCAGUGGCCGAUGCAGAAAAAGCAAUUGUUGCAGCUGUUGAUUGCAUCAUCACACAGAGCGUAGAAGCCGGAGGGCAUGUCAUUGGGACUGUAUUUCGUUUGAAUUCUUUUCUUCCCAGAAUAGUGGAUUUAGUUGGUGACAGGAAUAUAACAGUUAUUGUUGUUGGAGCCAUCGCAGACCCCCGUGGUUUUUACGCUGCCCUAUCACUUGGAGCUAAAGGAAUCUGUAUGGGAACAAGGUUCAUAGCUACCAAGGAAUCGUAUGCACAUGACUACUACAAGCAACGGCUGCUUCAGUACACCGGAGCCGAUACCGAGUACACAUACCUAUACAGUCGUGCCAGUUGGAGGGAAACAACUCGUGUUCUUAACACCCCUUUCCACCAAAAAUGGAAACCAGUUCCAAAGGAUAUUGAAAAUAAUGAAGAUCAACCAAUUAUUGGCUACUCAAUCAUUUAUGGAGGAGAAACAAUUUUACGUCGCUUUGCAGGACAAGUAGCGAAUCAAACCACAGUCGAGGAAGUUGAAAAUACGGUCAUGUACACUGGACAGGGUGUUGGACAUGUGAACGAUGCUCCUCCUGCCGGUGACAUUGUUAAGAAUUUCAUUGAGGGUGCUGAAAAGAUCAUCAAGGGACUUGGUAGCAAGUUUGAAACACCCGCUGGUGGAGUUGCUGUUAUUUCACUUGCAUAA
Papaver somniferum (opium poppy) is the source of this 1044-nucleotide messenger RNA. Its product is annotated as nitronate monooxygenase-like. The transcript is spliced from 5 exons. The coding region runs from base 1 to 1044 and encodes 347 amino acids. NCBI's taxonomy places the organism in Eukaryota, Viridiplantae, Streptophyta, Magnoliopsida, Ranunculales, Papaveraceae. The record is from RefSeq and is a predicted model, not a curated record. Gene Ontology annotation, molecular function: nitronate monooxygenase activity.